AUGAGUCUCAGUUAUCAAAUGCACAAUGAAGGGAUCAAUACGGACAUGGCCAAGUUCAGCCCUGAGAUUUUGGAUAAAAUGAAGAAGUUUCGUUUCCGAAAAGAGAAAAACAACGCUGCGAUCAUUUUCAAGCUCGACAUGGAAACGAUGGAUGUCCAAAUUGAAGACGAAAUUGAAGACAUAGGCGAUAUCGAAGAGCUACAGAACGAGCUUCCCCAUCUUCAGCCCCGUUUCAUCAUGUAUUCUUGCAAAUUUGAGCGAUCCGAUGGGCGAGUUCAGUACCCUCUCAUUCUGAUCUUCGUCUCCCCUAAUGGCGGAGCCCCUCGACAGAUGAUGGCUUAUUCUGGAAGUCGAAAUCAGUUCCGCGACUCGUCCAAAAUCUCAAAAGUUUUCGAUGUUCGAGACCUGGAAGAUCUUACCCAAGUGUGGCUCGAUGAGAAGCUCAAGAAUUUCUGA
This is a messenger RNA of Oikopleura dioica, 456 nucleotides long. NCBI's taxonomy places the organism in Eukaryota, Metazoa, Chordata, Appendicularia, Copelata, Oikopleuridae. The record is from the annotation of a GenBank genome assembly.